GCUGCAAUUGCAAUUUGAGUUUCAGUUUCAAUUCUCCAUUACAAUUCCAAUUCUCACAAUGUUUCUUCUCAAGACAUGGAGACAAUCUGCUUUUGGUGUUUAUGGUUACCUCAAUUUCACCAAACCUGCUUUUCUGCAAUACAGAUGAAACAGGGUCUCCAUCAGGGACACCCCCUAACCAAGUUCUAGACCCAAGAUGUUUACCCCAUCUAACCAAGUUGUGGGCAUCAAUAUUACAAUUUCUGUUAAUAAACAUAAUAGAAGAAACAGUAAAACUCUUAAGCAGCUCCCGGCAAUCCGCCGCAAUAGGUUCAAUUACCGCAAACUUUUGGAUGCCAUUAAUGCAGUCCACCACCAUCAUCGCAUCAGACUGAACCAAAACCUUCUCAACCUUCAAAUCUCUUGCCAGCCGAAGGCCCCAACAGAUAGCUAAGAUCUCCGCGACCGCUGGUUCCACUGUGAUCAGUUCUUUGCUGCAGGCUGCAAGAGAAACACCUUGUUGAAGCUUCCUGAACACGCAGCCAAAAGCUGCAGAAUCAUCCGUAAACACUCCAGCGUCAAUCUGAACAAUCUGCGUAUCGCUACAGCACAUGUCCUCUUGUUCCCACGCCACGCCUGGUUUGCCCUUUGCCACCCCGAAUCUGUUGAACUCAGCUACACAGUCCAGCGCUUCCGAAGCAAUAACCUCUGGUCGCUUUUUCAAGUUUUUAAAAACUAAGUCGUUACGGGCGGACCAGAUUUUAUGCAAAAGAAAGCUCAAAAGUUGAGUACUCAGAGUAUCCGUGUUGCUCACGAUGCUCAUCAGCCAAUCCUCCACAGAGCUUUCAGUAGGGACACGUGAGCAUUCUAAGAAUUUCAAACCAGAAGAAAUGGAAACACAAAUACCAGGGAAGAAUUGCAUAGUUACAGGAGCAAACUCUGGAAUUGGUUAUGCAACAGCCGAGGGUCUUGCGCAGCGUGGUGCAAACGUCUAUCUUGUAUGUCGUAAUAAGGAGAGAGGAGAGGCUGCUCUUUCUCAAAUUCAGACUAAAACUGGCAAUCAAAAUGUACAUUUGGAGAUUUGUGAUUUGUCAUCUGUCUCGGAUAUCAAGUCAUUUGCUUCCAGGUUUUCCAAAAAGAAUGUGCCACUACAUGUGUUGGUUAACAAUGCUGGUGUGCUUGAGCAAAAUCGAGUGACCACAUCAGAGGGGUUUGAGUUAAGCUUUGCUAUCAAUGUAUUAGGAACUUACACAAUGACUGAACUGAUGGUACCACUGUUAGAGAAAGCUUCCCCUGAUGCACGUGUCAUUACGGUUUCGUCUGGUGGAAUGUAUAGUACUCCAUUGACCAAAGAUCUACAGUACUCUGAAAGCAACUUUAAUGGGACGGAACAGUAUGCUCGAAAUAAGCGCGUUCAGGUUGCACUGACAGAAAAUUGGGGUGAGACAUAUAAGAACAAAGGGAUAGGAUUUUACUCAAUGCAUCCAGGUUGGGCUGACACUCCUGGUGUGGCAAAAAGCUUACCAAGCUUCUCAAAAUCGCUUGCGGGGAAGCUAAGAACAAGUGAAGAAGGAGCAGACACAGUUAUCUGGUUGGCGUUACAACCAAAGGAGAAGUUGGUAUCAGGUGGAUUUUAUUUUGAUAGAGCUGAAGCUCCUAAGCAUCUUUCAUUUAAUGCUACAAAUGGAUCUCAUGCUGCGAUCAACUCUGUCAUCGAUAGUCUUCGAUCCUUAGCAUCUCUUUCUUGAAUAGGUAUUAUACUAUACUUGUAUCCUAAAGGUCAGGGGAUUUUGUAGUUCAGUUUGGAGUAGUUUUAGAAU
Messenger RNA from Vicia villosa (hairy vetch), 1799 nucleotides. RefSeq lists its product as uncharacterized. Bases 795 to 1727 code for a protein of 310 amino acids. The record is from RefSeq and is a predicted model, not a curated record. NCBI's taxonomy places the organism in Eukaryota, Viridiplantae, Streptophyta, Magnoliopsida, Fabales, Fabaceae. The transcript is spliced from 11 exons.